Molecule: messenger RNA, 2052 nt
Organism: Chara braunii
Lineage: Eukaryota; Viridiplantae; Streptophyta; Charophyceae; Charales; Characeae
Source: the annotation of a GenBank genome assembly
GACAACUGUCAUGGACUAGAAGCCAAGGGAAUCGGCCGAGGCCUAUCAGGCCCAGAUGCCGACCUUGAUAACCGAAGCUAAGCAACGGUCAAAUGCGGUGACAGCCGCAGAGAAGAAAAAGGCAGAGGCAGAGAAAGCACGUCUGCUGGUGGAAGAACAACAACGCCAGCAUGACGAAGCAACAACAAGGGCUACCGAUGAGGAACGCAACAUUCGGCACGAGAAGGUAUUUGGGGAGGAGAGAGUUAUACUCACGAUGGCUGCGCAAGGGCGGAGAGAGGCAGAGACUGGUGAACUCAGAGACAACGGACUCGAGAUCUCGUUGUUACUCUCCCACCUUACGAACCUCUUGGCGACAUGCAUUGCACAACGGGAGGAUAUCCACUGCCUCAACGACGUGGUCAAGGACCACAAGGCGUCGCUUGCUCAAGUAAACAGCCGCCUACAGCAGUUGGAGCAACGACCCGUCGCCGCCACCGACGUCACCUCCUCCAACCAUGUCGAUCGCCUCCACACAUUCGAGAUCGAUGUCGGAACACUCAAGGAUGGAGCACAACUACAGCAAGUGACAACUCAACAGCUUGAGCAGCAGAUCUAUCCAGCAGCCACUGGCCCUAGCACGUCACUGCAUGAGAGCAUUCCAAAGUUCGAGGCCAACCGAUCUACUGCCGCUUGCCGGGACCGCAAUGCACAACACUAUGCUCAUCGUUAUACCUACUUAUCCUCAUAUGCACCACCAACUUCACCGACGGAUGACGAAGCUGCGGUGGGAUACAUCCUUGCGUAUAUUACCAAGGUGGCCCGCGAGUUUCGCACGCAGUGGUACAAAGACAACAACGCACCGCUCCUCUACGUCCGCAUCCAAGUUGGGCAAGCGUCCUGCAGUGCUUUGCUGGAUAGUGGCGCCACUCGCAAUUUCAUGAGCGAGUCGUGUAUUCAAAGGGCUGGCCUUGGCGCACAAGUUCGAAGGAAGGCAAAUGCUACGGCGAUCAAGUUGGCGAGCAUAAGGGCGCAACAACUUAUCGACCGCUACAUCGAGGCCAUACCGGUGUACUUCGCACCUCAUGCAUGUGAGCCGGUGACGUUUGACGUCUUGGACACGGACUUUGAUAUCAUUCUGGGGAUGCCUUGGCUUGCAAGUGCGAAUCACACGGUCAACUUUCAUCAACGGACCCUUACCAUCCGUGACGCCUUUGGCCUCGAGGUGCCGUGUACCAUUCCUCUUCCACACCCUUUGAUCCGGUGCCAAGUUGUGACGGCCAAGUCGUUCCGGGCCACUUGUGCUUACGAGCAGCCCGGCAACGUCGGCCUACGUUUUCUACGAACCGUCGCGGUAGCCGACUCUUCAUUCACGGGCUUGUCUUCGGAGCCCCGUGUGGUGCGGUUGCUUGAUGAGUUCGCUGAUAUCUUCGAGUCACCUACCGGUGUGGUGCCGGAUCGACCGAUCUCUCACGAGAUCAUUCUUGAGGCUGGUGUCGCGGCGUCAAAAUGUUGCAUCUAUCGCAUGAGCGAGGAGGAGCUCGCGGUCCUCCGCGCUCAACUCGAUGAUUUGUUGGACAAGGGAUGGAUCCGCCCUAGCAGCUCACCAUACGGUGCGCCAGUUCUCUUCAAACGGAGGAAGAACAAGGAUCUACAAUUCUGCAUCGACUACCACAAGCUCAACGCGCACACCAUUAAGAAUAUGGGGCCUCUUCCUUGUAUCGACGAUCUUCUUGAGCAUUUGGGCACCACACAGUACUUUUCCAAGUUGGACUUGAAGUCGGGCUAUCAUCAGAUGUCGAUACAGCCGAAUGAUCGCUAUAAAUCCGCGUUCAAUAUGCGGUACGGGCAUUUUGAGUGGGUGGUCAUGCCUUUUGGCCUCACCAAUGCCCCGACGACCUUUGAAGUGGUGAUGGACCGGUUCUCGCUGGUCUACUUGGACGACAUUCUCGUCUAUAGCCGAACCUUGAAGGAUCAUCUUGAGCACCUUUGACGAGUGCUGGAGACGCUCCGCCGCGCUAAGUACACAGCCAACUGUGACAAAUGCGAAUUUGUCCGGCAAGAGCUGGAAUA